AUGGAUGUUCUGGAAUCGAAAAUACUCAACGGCCAGAUCCUUUCAGCCCAAGAAAUAGACCAUCUGUGCACAAAAGCAAUAUCCAUACUUGUGAAUGAGCCUAACAUCCCCUCGAAAUCUUCGCCUAUCACCAUUGUUGGCGACAUUCACGGUCAAUUCUUUGACCUUCUGAACAUUUUCAAGAAAUUCGGUUCGCCCAAGCACACGCGUUACGUAUUUCUUGGUGAUUAUGUCGAUCGGGGUGUUCACUCGGUAGAAACGCUCUCUCUACUUUUGAUAUACAAGGUGAUGUAUCCUGACAACAUGACAAUUCUGCGUGGCAACCACGAAAGUAACAAGAUUAGUUCUAUAUACGGAUUCAGCGAUGAAGUGCGCAAGAAGUAUGGAGACCUGGCGGUAUAUCGUGCAUUUUGUGAGGUGUUCGAAUAUCUUGUGCUUGGAUGUAUCGUUGAUGGGAGGCUUUUCUGUGUGCACGGGGGGAUUUCGUCCAGUAUAAUAAACCUGGAUGAUUUCAUCAAGAUGCCAAGGUUUUACAAGGCACCCGAGAAAAGCAAAAUUGGUGAUUUGCUAUGGUCCGAUCCAUCGCAGCAGCCAGGUUUUACAACAAACGUGCGAGGAACCGGAUGUGCGUAUGGUAACGAUGUGGUGAUAAAGUUCCUCAUGGUAAAUCAACUGCAGAAGAUCAUACGUUCGCACCAACUGGUAAUGGAAGGCUACAAAUUUAACUUUAAGGAUGAGAGUGUGGCAACCGUGUGGUCAGCACCUAACUACUGUUAUAGAUGCGGGAAUAUAGCAUCUGUGCUGAUGGUGGAUGGAGAGGUAAGAAAAGAAAAUUUUAAACUGUUCGUAGCCGUAGAUGAUCAAGCACCUGGUUAUGAUCUAAAAAGCUUGUUUUUUAGAUAGAAUGGCGACUAUCGUCCUGCAAUUGAAAAGAUAUUCGUGAAGGAUACGUAGCAUAUG
Vavraia culicis subsp. floridensis is the source of this 960-nucleotide messenger RNA. RefSeq lists its product as uncharacterized. Gene Ontology annotation, biological process: peptidyl-serine dephosphorylation. The coding region runs from base 1 to 903 and encodes 300 amino acids. Gene Ontology annotation, cellular component: FAR/SIP/STRIPAK complex. The transcript has a single exon. The record is from RefSeq and is a predicted model, not a curated record. NCBI's taxonomy places the organism in Eukaryota, Fungi, Microsporidia, Pleistophoridae. Gene Ontology annotation, molecular function: protein serine/threonine phosphatase activity.